AUGCUCAACCACGUUCUUCUCCUCAAAAAUCCAGAUGAAAGUUCCCGACCCAUAUCAGUACGCGCUCUCACGGAAUGGUUUUACGACAAGCAUCAUAUCUACUCUAAUCCAUUCCUACAUCGUUUGGAUGGACUAACCGAUAUAAUCGCACAAGAAGGAGAAAAAUAUGGAGGGGUCAUUGUAACAUCAGGGCGAGCAGUCGAUGCAUGGGGUAAUGCGGCGAAAGAAGUACAGGAACAAGGCAAAUUAUCAUUUCCACUGCACUGCCCGACUGAUACUCAUCUUUGCUUAUACAGCUCAGUUGUCUGCGACCGAGAACCCUUCAUCAUGGGCUUUGAAGCCGUUUUAUGUUGUUGGCUCAAAGACAGAAAGAAAGCUUCUUGGCUGAAAUGGCUCAAUGCAUCCCCGAGCCGGAACUCAUGGGUGCCAAGGAGUCUGGAACGGGCGAGCUGCUCGCCAAGUUUAUGCAUUGAUUAUCCUACGCGCUCACGGCAGAGUCUACCUCUGUUAUAUCUGACGGGCGAUAAGAAUGCUGGAGGGGUCGGAAAGGGUUUGAAAGCAGGGGGUCUUGGGUUCAAGAUGGUGCAGGUUUAUGAGACCAGCGCGUCGACCACAUUUGAGGAGGAUUUCGAGGAAGGGGUAAAAGAGGGCAGUGAGUGA
Messenger RNA from Rhizoctonia solani, 660 nucleotides. RefSeq names its product uroporphyrinogen-III synthase. Gene Ontology annotation, molecular function: uroporphyrinogen-III synthase activity. Gene Ontology annotation, biological process: uroporphyrinogen III biosynthetic process. Bases 1 to 660 code for a protein of 219 amino acids. The record is from RefSeq and is a predicted model, not a curated record. The transcript has a single exon. NCBI's taxonomy places the organism in Eukaryota, Fungi, Basidiomycota, Agaricomycetes, Cantharellales, Ceratobasidiaceae.